This is a messenger RNA of Hippocampus zosterae (dwarf seahorse), 3178 nucleotides long. Its product is annotated as gastrula zinc finger protein XlCGF57.1-like. The record is from RefSeq and is a predicted model, not a curated record. Bases 356 to 1954 code for a protein of 532 amino acids. NCBI's taxonomy places the organism in Eukaryota, Metazoa, Chordata, Actinopteri, Syngnathiformes, Syngnathidae. Gene Ontology annotation, molecular function: RNA polymerase II cis-regulatory region sequence-specific DNA binding; DNA-binding transcription factor activity. Gene Ontology annotation, biological process: regulation of transcription by RNA polymerase II. The transcript is spliced from 3 exons.
UCUGCUAAGAAACAUGGCCGACCUGUUGCGCAUGCGCAGAGAAGAUUGUGCUUUGACACGCCGAACAUGUUAAUUUUACGUAUCAGGUACUCUUUCGUGCACACGCUUCACGAAUGUUUAUUAUUAUACUACGGACAUAAUUAUCCACAUAGUUUGCCCACCACUACUUCACUUUAUAGAAUACAACAUUCUAUAAAUCCCCGUUUUUGGUCAAAUUCGUCUCUGUGCACUUCCAAGCAUAUCGGCCUCGUUUAGCUUAGCCUAGCGUGCUACCAGAUACGAACGACUCGUUUGUGAGCUACACGUCGCUAAACUAAGAUCAAGUGUGAGCGUAAGGUGUUGUGAUCUUGUGAAAAUGCGCGCAAGAACGACAGCAGAGUACGAGGAGGAACUUUAUGAAUCAAAAAAGCACAACGAUCGACUAUGUCAUCAACAACUGGAUGGUGUUUUCAAGAAGCCUCAAGUCGGGUCACACACGGCAGAUGUCAAUGAAGAUGUCUAUCCAUCUUCGUCAGAUCUGCGAUCCGAGUUCCCACAGAUUAAAGAGGAAGUGAAGGAUAAAGAGCCGUCCCAAAUCAAAGAGGAGGGGGAAGAGUUCCUUUACAUUAAAGAGGAAGAGCAAGAAAACAUCAUCAAGGUUCUAUUGACUGAUGUCCCUUUGAUGGGUGAAGAUGACGAUGAAAGUCAUAGCGAGGAGAGCAGAGGGUCGGAGCCUUCAAUCAGCAGCAGCACCUUGAGUCAACACAUGACAACAGAAACUGAUGGAGACCACUGUGGAGGAUCACAAGCAGGUGAACUCAUAGCGCCACUAUCAGAUAGCGAUGAUGCAACGCCACACUCUCAUGAUGAUGAUGAGGAAGAUGGUGAUGACAAUACUAAUGAUUAUGAUGAUGAAGAAGUGUCUGAAGAUGAUACGAAAUGGCACAGUGACAAGAAACGCUGGAAGUGUUCUCAGUGUGGGAAAACAUUUGGUUUUAAGAGCCGUUUAAAAAGUCAUAUGAUUAGCCACACUGGCGUGAAACCUUUUCCCUGCUCAGUUUGUGGUCAGAGAUUCUCUGAUAAAGGAAACCUAAGGAGACACACGAGAACACACACUGGGGAAAAGCCUUUUGCCUGCUCAGUUUGUGGUCAGAGAUUCACUCAGAAGGGUGCCUUAGUAUAUCACACAAGAACUCACACUGGAGAGAAACCUUUUUCAUGCUCAUUAUGUGGCCAAAGAUUCUCACAUAAGGGAUACUUAAAAAGUCACAUGAGAACCCACACUGGAGAGAAACCUUUUGUCUGCUCCAUAUGUGGUCUAAGUUUCUCUGAAAAUGGUACUUUGACAAAACACACAAAAACACAUAGUGGAGAAAAACCAUUUGCAUGCUCAGUUUGCAGUCAAAGAUUCUCUCACAAGGGAAACCUGAUAAGUCACACCGCAACCCACACUGGAGAGAAACCUUUUGUCUGCUCAAUAUGUGGUCAAAGAUUCUCUCGUCGCGAUGCGUUGAGAACACACACAAGAACACACACCGGAGAGAAACCUUUUGCCUGUUCAGUUUGUGGUCAGAGAUUUUCCCGGAGACACGUUUUGACAUCACAUGUAAGAACACACACUGGGGAGAAACCUUUUGAUUGCUCAGUGUGCGGUCAGAAAUUCUCGAAAAAGGCAUCCUUAAGAAGUCACUCAAGAACACACACCGGUGAGAAGCCAUUUGCCUGCUCAGUUUGUGGCCUGCGAUUCUCUCAGAAGGGAACCUUAACAAGUCACACAAGGACGCACACUGGUGAAAAACCUUUUCCUUGCUCAGUUUGUGGGCAAAGGUUCUCUCAGAAGGGAACCUUAACAAGUCACACACGAAUCCACACGGGUGAGAAACCUUUUUCCUGCUUAGAUUGUGGUGAAAGAUUUUAUCAAAAGGGCAAAAUUAAGAGACACAAAUGUGUUGGCAACUGUAGAAGUGAUUGUUGAAACUAGUACAUCCCAACAAUAUAUCUUAGGUCUUUGAAUUGUUCGCCAUGAGAUUGUUCUGGUUGUCCUGCAAGACGCUACACAUUUGUAAAAUCCAUCUCCCUUCUUGCGUUUUGUAUAUCUUCUUGUAUUUUACAUACCUUCUCAAAAGUCUCCCGUGGACAAAUGUUUAGAUUUACGACUCAUGACAAAUCCCUUAGUAUUGAAUCCUUUUCCAGUGAUUUUGUGGUAAGCAUGUCAAAUAAGGAAAUGAGUGAUAGAAAUAGACUCUGAAUAAACUUUGACUUCUGAUUUUGAGAUGGAAGAGUGUAAAUAUGAUCCUGAAUAAAACACAACUCUUCAGAAAAAAUGAACUACUCAGUUUUUCAGGUUGGAUUCAUGAAUUAUGCUUCAAUCGAUUGCACACUGUUCAACAAUGUGAUAUAGUAAGAAAAAACACUUAGUUCAAGGUCAAGUUCAUUGUUGAUGCUGUUUAUUUUCAUUUUUUGCUUCUGAACUAAUUUUUUUAAAUUAAAAAGCAUUUGGUCUUACCAUUACAUUUAAUUUUGAAAGUCCCUAUUAUAAAAUUACCCACGUGUAUGGUCCUACCUGUAUGUCAGAUGUUUCCAACAAACCAAUGUGAAAAACUGCGUCAAGAAUUUGCAGUUAUGUAAUUUCACUUGCGGCCACAGGGUGAAAGCAGAGUAUCACGUAAAACUAAAUUUGAAACCUGAAUUCGAUAUAGAAAUGUCAGCCUCCUUUUUUUUGAGGAGAUUAUAAAUUAUUAUUUUAAAUCGUCAUUGAAUGUCUCAAGCAAUCACUACAAUUUUUAUGUAUGCAGAAAGCAACUGCUGUAUGUUCAUUUUAAAAAGCAAACUUUGGGCAGGCUGGCAUACAGGCAGGAAUGUUUGCGUUACUGGCGUGUGUCUGAAGUUCGUCGCGGCCGCCAUUAUUGAUCAUUGCGCAGCUGUUUCUGCUGCGUGUAGUGCGUUAGUGACAACCUGUAAAUAACUGAGUAAUAAGUGAAUGUGCAUUUUUUCCCUUUUCUGUAAAUAGUAAUAAUACGAUCACCCAUGUUGUGUAUUUUGAUUUGUUGUGCAUUUUGUCUUGCAACGGAUGAUGUUUUGUUAGGUCAGAGCUACAGGGAAGUUGCGGGUCAUACCAACGGCCGAAUGCAAAUUGACCAUGACUUCAGCCACACUGUGUGCAGAUUAAUAAAAGAAAGAAAAUUCCACAAUCCAACAA